Messenger RNA from Eucalyptus grandis, 3526 nucleotides. Its product is annotated as lysine-specific demethylase JMJ25. The record is from RefSeq and is a predicted model, not a curated record. Lineage: Eukaryota; Viridiplantae; Streptophyta; Magnoliopsida; Myrtales; Myrtaceae. Gene Ontology annotation, cellular component: chromatin; histone deacetylase complex. The transcript has 12 exons. Gene Ontology annotation, molecular function: histone H3K9 demethylase activity; chromatin DNA binding; transcription coregulator activity. The coding region runs from base 335 to 3175 and encodes 946 amino acids. Gene Ontology annotation, biological process: regulation of transcription by RNA polymerase II.
UCGGUUUUGGUUUCGAUAGGUUCCGCUACGCGAUUACGGGCCUCCUUUCUUUUGGUUUUUUUCUGGAAGCGCUUUGGGGAGGAGGGGUGGUUCUGUUUUGUUCUCUUCUGGAUCCGCCUUUUCGACGGUAUCGACACGUCUGGACUUCGCGUUGACUUCAAGUCAACGGGGCCGCGCUUUUCCCUUUUUGCUUUUUCUAUUUUUUUUUUUUUUUUUUUGGUGCCCGUCCUGCAGUAUGUGAGAAUCGGUGUCGUGGGUUCUGUUUCGUUUGGCGAUCGGCAGAGGGUCGAGUUCGGCGAUCGGCGCGAGCGCUUGCGGCCUCUGUUCCGUGAGAAUGGUAGCUGCCGUGUUCCCCAAGCACCGGCAGCUCAGUCAUUAUGCCGGUAAUGCCAACCUGAACAUCCCGAGAUCCUCAAAGGCCGAGAAGCUUGCGACAAGCAGAAGAUUCCCAAGGAGCUCAUUGGAUGGAAUGGAUAGUAGGACGUUGGAAGAUAAGGGGAAGCCUAUUAUGGUGACACAUGCGAAGAGAACUGAAGUUGUGUCACAGGAUAAAGGAAUGAAGAAGAGAAAGUUGGAUGGAAUUGAUGAGUGUUUAAAUGGUAAGAAUAUUGCAAAGAAGUAUAGGAGCGCGACCGGAAAGAGAAGUUCGGUGAAUGGGUCGUCCCGGACUAGAUGGGAAAGCUUUGACCAAGUAAAGUCCUCGUUCAAGAUGCAGAAAUUGAGCAAGUCUGAAAAGCCUCAAGCAGGCAGCAGAACCAGAAAGUUCCGAACUUACAAGCCACGGAGGGACAGUAGCGAGGGACUUUCUGAUGUUGAGUCCAUGGACAAUGGAUCCAGUGAAGAUUCGGAAGAAGCACGUAUAGUCAAAAUGAGAACCCGCAGGAGAAGAGAAAACAAGUUUGAUCUGAUGAAUGAUUCACUGCAUGAUUCCUCUUCGGCAUCGCCAUCCUCCUCUGGCUCCUUUCAUUCAACUCUGAAAAUUGAUUACACUGGGGAUACUGGCUGCUCGAAGGGAAAGUAUGAGGCUCAAGGAAAACAGCGAUUGAGAUGUCAUCAAUGCAUGAAGAAAGAAAGAAGGAUCGUAGUCCCAUGUACCAGCUGUAAGCAGAAGCUAUAUUGUAUCCAGUGCAUCAAGCAAUGGUACCCUCAGAUGUCAGAAAUAGACAUCGCAGAACUUUGCCCAUUUUGCCGUGGAAAUUGCAAUUGCAGCUGUUGCUUGCACUCUAGAGGCAUCAUAAAGGCGUCAAAAAUGAGCAUGUCUGAUGAUGAAAAGGUCCAGCACCUGAAGUACAUAAUAAAAGCACUGCAUCCAUUUUUAAGGCAAAUUUGCAAAGAGCAAAUUCAGGAGACACGAAUUGAAGCUAACAUACAAGGAAUGCCGUUUGAUGAGAUUGAAGUGCCAAUGUCUCUUUGUCACAAUUGGGAGCGUGUCUACUGCGACAAUUGUGCUACUUCAAUUGUGGACUUCCACAGAAGCUGUCCAGAAUGCUCUUUUGAACUGUGUCUCAAUUGCUGCCAAGAUAUUCGCCGGGGAAAAGUCCCUUCCCGUGCCGAGGUGAAGCUUCAGUUUGAGGACAGAGGCAAUGAGUAUAUCCAUGGUGGAGAUCCUGCGCCAAUUCUUGUGCCAAAUACAGAAAUUUUUCGAAGUAAUGUUGCUCAAUCCAUUGAAUGGAAGGCCAACACUGAUGGGAGCAUCAACUGUGCUUCAAAAGAGAUGGGUGGAUGUGGUAAUCAUAAGUUAGAGCUCAAACGCAUACUUGAUAAAGAUUGGAUUCGCAGGCUGGAGUUGCGAGCAAGAAACUUGCUGAAAAUUGGCAAACCUGAACAGACCAUUCAAAAGCAUAACUGCUCUGAAAUUGGGGAUGAGAUGCUAAGGAAAGCCGCAUCCAGAGAAGGGUCCACUGACAAUUACUUGUAUUGUCCGGCAUCAAGUGCAUUUUUGGAUGAAGAGGAGCUUCUAUGCUUCCGACGUCACUGGAUUAAGGGUGAACCUGUGAUUGUUCAAAAUGUUCUAGAGCGGACCCCUGGUUUGAGCUGGGAACCCAUGGUAAUGUGGCGUGCAUUAUGUGAGAAUAUGGAUUCAGCAUCUGGUUCAAAAUUUUCUGAAGUCAGAGCCAUUGACUGCCUAGCUGGUUGUGAAGUGGACAUUAGCACACGCCAAUUCUUCAAAGGCUACUCAGAGGGGCGAAGAUAUGCUAACUUUUGGCCUGAGAUGCUAAAGCUGAAGGACUGGCCUCCUUCGGACAAAUUUGAGGAUCUUUUACCACGCCACUGUGAUGAGUUCAUAACUGCACUGCCAUUUCAUGCAUAUACCGACCCUCGAUCGGGCUUCCUCAACCUUGCUGUGAAGUUACCACCAAGUGUCUUGAAGCCAGACAUGGGGCCGAAGACUUAUAUCGCCUAUGGUUUGGCUGAAGAGCUAGGAAGAGGUGACUCUGUGACCAAGCUUCACUGCGAUAUGUCAGACGCGGUGAAUAUCCUGACGCACACAUCAGAGGUAUCCUUAAGUGAGGAGCAGCAAUCUGCAGUGAAAACCUUGAAAGAGAAGCACAAAUUACAGGAUGUGAUGGAACUUCAAUGUCUUGUCGGCGGUGUAUAUUUUCAAGAUGGCCGUGAGGGAGGCUGGGAGAAAGGAGAGAAAUGCAGAAAAGAUCUCUGUUCGGACCAAGAAAUCAAGCAAAGAGGCGGUGCAUUGUGGGACAUUUUCCGAAGAGAGGACGUCCCCCUGUUGGAGGCAUAUCUUAGGAAGCACCAUAACGAAUUCAGGCAUACAUACUGCGCUCCAAUUAAAGAGGUCAUUCAUCCGAUCCAUGACCAAUCAUUUUAUCUUACUUUGGAGCACAAGAGGAAGUUGAAGGAGGAAUUUGGGAUUGAACCAUGGACAUUCGAACAACACUUAGGCGAAGCAGUUUUUAUUCCCGCCGGAUGCCCUCACCAAGUUAGAAAUCUGAAGUCAUGCACAAAAGUUGCUGCCGACUUUGUCUCUCCUGAGAAUAUCGGUGAGUGCCUCCGUUUGACUGAGGAGUUCAGACAGCUCCCAAGGAAUCAUAAAGCCAGAGAGGACAAACUUGAGGUAACACAUAAGUAUAGCCUUACAUCAUGCCUUAUAUUUUGUUUGGCUGUGGCAUCUUUUUGCUUUUCCAGCUGUUCUUACCCUUCUCUGAUCUCUCUGUGAAACAGAUUAAAAAGAUGAUUAUAUAUGCAGUCGAUCAAGCAACUAAAGAUUUAGAGGACUUGUUACAGAUGAGAAGGAGAUCCACGGUAGUAUGGUAGUUUAAGUAACAUCGGGAUCUGCUCAAAGCAGAGGGAAGAGGAUACUAACACCGAGAGUUAGCUUCUGCAACAGCUACCUUUUUGGUCUUUUGGUCUUAUAAAUUUUUUUUGUACAUAGUCAUCUUGUCUCCAUUUUAUUGUUGAGAAGUGCAAGAACUUUGCCAGCUCACAAAUUUUGCCUGGAACAAAUUUAGUCGAUUAUUGAUUCUGCAAUUAAAUUUGCAGCAAGAAUCUACAUUGAUUACCCCAUCAA